Molecule: messenger RNA, 3302 nt
Organism: Cyanistes caeruleus (blue tit)
Lineage: Eukaryota; Metazoa; Chordata; Aves; Passeriformes; Paridae
Source: RefSeq, a predicted model, not a curated record
UAGGAGCUCCUCCAGGCCAAGAUGCUCAGCUGUGUUCUUUGUGCCUGAAGCCGAAAGCCUCCCAGCACUGAAUCAUAAAUUGCCACACCAAGGACUGGAUGCCUGAACAGUUCCUUACCUUCUGUAGUGGCAGUGGGAGGAAGGUCUGCUUGUGCUUACUGGUGAUUGCUGACACCAGUGCACUUCCAUGCUGCCUCACUGGAAUGCAGGGCCUCGUAGGAAUCCAGGGGCACAAUUUUUUCCUGUGGUGAUUUAUAGCUACCAAUAACCUUCCACAGUGGUUGCCUUAUCAACUUAUUAUUUUGACAUCUGCUCUUGUUAGUAAACAGAAGUGAACUAACGCAGAGCUAAGUACUCCUAAUCUCAAGAGAGAGGCGUCGUACAGUAUGUUCUGUACAAAACUGAAAGACUUGAAGAUCACAGGAGAAUGUCCUUUCUCCUUACUGACUCAAGGUCACAUUACGGAGGAACAUGACAAGGACUGCACAGAAAACAGCUCUAGAGCAGCUUUGCCCAUCUGCAAAGAAGUCCAUGAAAAAGAUGGUCAAGGAAACCUUCCACAAAGGAAAACGAGCAGAAGUAGAGUGUACCUGCACACACUGACUGAAAGCAUCUGCAAACUAAUCUUUCCUGAGUUUGAAAGGCUAAAUCUUGCACUGCAGAGAACACUUGCAAAACACAGAAUAAAAGAAACCAGAAAAACUGGUGAUAGAGAAGAUUUUGAAAAAAUAAUCAGUGAUCAUGCUAAUGCAGCAGGUGUUCCCGUGGAGUCUCUACGGGAAUCUCUUGGUGAAGAGCUAUUCAAAAUAUGCUAUGAAGAGGAUGAACACAUAUUAGGGGUUAUUGGAGGCACCCUUAAGGACUUCUUGAAUAGUUUCACUACUCUGCUGAAGCAGAGUAGCCACAGCCAAGAAGCAGGAAAAAAGGACAGACUUGAAGAUGCCUCCAUAUUAUGCCUGGAGAAAGAUCAGGACUUCUUAAAUGUUUAUUAUUUCUUUCCUAAGAAAAUCACAAGUCUUAUUCUACCUGGUAUCAUUAAAGCAGCAGCUCAUAUCUUGUAUGAAACUGAGGUGGAAGUGAUGCUCAUGCCUCCUUGUUUCCAUAAUGACUGCACUGAGUUUGCUAAUCAGCCUUAUUUGAUGUAUUCUAUACAAGUCAAAAGUGCAAAACCUUCCUUAUCUCCGUGUAAGCCACAGUCUUCACUUGUGAUUCCUGCCUCUGUGUUCUGUAAGACUUUUCCAUUUCAUUUUAUGUUUGACAAGGAUAUGUCAGUUCUUCAAAUUGGAAAUGGGAUAAGAAGACUUUUGACCAGGAGAGAAUUUCAAGCUAAGCCAAAUUUUGAAGAGUAUUUUGAAAUUCUUACCCCCAAAGUAAGCUGCACUUUCAGUGGAAUAAUGACAAUGCUAAAUAUGCAGUUUACGGUACGAGUUAGAAGAUGGGAUAAUACUGAUAUGAAACCGUCCAUGGUAAUGGAUCUUAAAGGCCAAAUGAUCUAUAUUUUUGAAUCCAGUGCCAUUCUAUUCUUGGGAUCUCCCUGUGUGGACAGACUAGAAGAUUUUACAGGACGUGGAUUGUACCUCUCCGAUAUUCCCAUUCACAAUGCUCUAAGAGAUGUUGUUCUGAUAGGAGAGCAGGCCAGAGCCCAGGAUGGACUGAAGAAGAGAUUAGGAAAGCUAAAGGCAACCCUUGAGCAGGCCCAUCAAGCACUUGAAGAAGAGAAGAAGAAGACUGUAGAUCUUCUAUUUUCAAUUUUUCCUGGAGAGGUUGCUCAGCAGCUGUGGCAGGGACAAGUUGUACAAGCCAAGAAAUUUAAUAAUGUCACAAUGCUUUUUUCUGACAUUGUUGGAUUCACUGCCAUCUGUUCCCAAUGCUCACCUAUGCAGGUUAUCACCAUGCUUAAUGAGCUUUAUACUCGCUUCGAUUACCAAUGUGGAGAGCUAGAUGUCUACAAGGUUGAGACUAUUGGAGAUGCCUACUGUGUUGCUGGAGGCUUACACAAAGAAAGUGAAACGCAUGCUGUUCAAAUAGCACUGAUGGCCCUGAAGAUGAUGGAACUGUCAGACGAGGUGGUGUCUCCCCAUGGAGAGCCUAUCAAGAUGCGUAUUGGCCUUCAUUCUGGAUCCGUCUUUGCUGGAGUUGUUGGGGUUAAAAUGCCUCGUUACUGCCUUUUUGGAAAUAAUGUAACCCUUGCCAAUAAGUUUGAAUCUUGUAGUAUACCUAGAAAAAUAAAUGUGAUUAAUUUUUGUUCUAGGUUGUUAAAGGAAUACCCAGGUUUUGUGUUCACACCGCGCUCAAGAGAGGAGCUUCCACCAAAUUUUCCGAGUGAUAUCCCUGGAAUUUGCUAUUUUCUGGAUGCUUAUAUUCAAGGAACAAACUCACAGACUUGGUUUCAAAAGAGAGAUUUGGGAGAUGGCAAUGCCAAUUUUUUUGGUGAGGAAACAGGAAUAGACUAAAUUAUACAUUCACAAAUGUAUAGAAUAAAUCUAUAAAUAUUUGGAUUUUUUUUUUUUUUUGUAUAAAUUGAAAAUUUUUAAAACUGUAUGAAACAUGAAAGCACUUUAGAUUGUUAACACCUGAAAGCCAGUAUUAAAAUUUCAGGAAGUAUGUCACUGACUACUUUUUAUUUUUCUUUUGCAUAAGGAACAUAGUCGCUAAAGUAAUGUUGCAAUGUCACUGUUGGAAAUGCUACUAUAAACUGUAUUUUCCCUGUGGUAAUUUGUAAGUGCUACAGUUCUCUCUAUACUGAGAAUUCUAGAUGUAUUGUAUAUGCAGUUUGUCAGGAAGUGUACUGUGCAAGUGAUGCAGCCACAUGCAGUGUUGUGAGCUGGUGCUUAUCAAUGACUAUGAAAAUGUAUUUUCUUAGAGAUUCCAUGAGAAAAUGUCCAUUAAAAUAUUGUCAUUGCCAUCACAUACUUCUUCCAGUGCCAUCAUUUGGGCCCCAUCCUAGAAGGCUGCUGACCAUCUUCUCACACUGACUGGUCAAAGUAUGAGGGUGCUCAGCAUUUUCUGGAUCAGGCUGCUAAUUGUAGCUAAUACACAUGCAUAGCAGAGUUGCUGCUUACUGUUUCAUGAACUUUAUUUCAUGUAUAAAAUGAAUACAGAUUAAAACACUGUAUAAUCACAUGCUAACAUCUCUGUAAUCGUCAAAUUAUUAUAGUUCUUAGGGUUUUUAAAGUACUUAAAAAUAAUAAUAUCCACUUGUUAUUAUGUAUUAAAGCAAUAAAUGUUUUCUUUUUGUUGUCAUUUAAAUUUGAAAUGUUUUACCAGAAGUGUAAUAAAACAUGCUUUGGAAUGUUUGCUUA